AUGGAAGGAGGAGGAAGAAGAGUAGUAGUCAGUAAUUACGAUCUACAACAAGUGACAUCGUCUUCGACGACGAUUCAAGAGAAUAUGAACUUCCUCGUUCCUUUUGAGGAAACUAAUGUCUUAACCUUCUUCUCUUCUGCUUCGUCUUCCUCUUCUCUCUCUUCUCCUUCUUUCCCCAUUCACAACUCUUCCUCUACUCCUACUACUCAUGCACCUUUAGGGUUUUCUAAUAAUCUUCAGGGUGGAGGACUCUUGGGAUCAAAGGUGGUUAAUGAUGAUCAGGAGAAUUUUAGAGGAGGAAUUAAUAAUGAUGCCCAUUCUAAUUCUUGGUGGAGGUCAAAUAGUGGGAAUGGAGAUAUGAAGAACAAAGUAAAGAUAAGGAGGAAACUAAGAGAGCCAAGAUUCUGUUUCCAGACAAAAAGCGAUGUCGAUGUUCUCGACGAUGGCUACAAAUGGCGUAAAUAUGGUCAGAAAGUUGUCAAGAACAGCCUUCACCCCAGGAGUUAUUACAGAUGCACACACAACAACUGUAGGGUGAAGAAGAGAGUGGAACGACUGUCUGAAGAUUCUAGAAUGGUGAUUACUACUUACGAAGGUCGUCACAACCACAUUCCCUCUGAUGACUCCACUUCUCCUGACCAUGAUUGUCUCUCUUCUUUCUAA
Microthlaspi erraticum is the source of this 663-nucleotide messenger RNA. NCBI's taxonomy places the organism in Eukaryota, Viridiplantae, Streptophyta, Magnoliopsida, Brassicales, Brassicaceae. The record is from the annotation of a GenBank genome assembly.